GUCACAAAAAGUUUUCUGAAAAAUAUUUUUUUGUUUACGUUCGUCACUUUCUUGCAUUGAAGUGAUUUUUCCUUGCAAUUAAAGCAGAGCUGAAACCAUCGUUAAAAUGGUAAUUUACGGUGUUUACAUCGUAAGUAAGUCGGGCGGCCUCAUAUUCAAUCACGAUCACAACAUUCCAAAAGUAGAAAACGAAAGGGUGUUCAGUUACCCGAUCGAUUUAACAUUAGAUUACGAUCCCAAGAGGGUAUCGGUUGCAUUCGGACAAAAAGACGGCAUCAACGUCGGUCAUGUCCUGAUAGCCAUCAACGGCAUUCCAGUAAACGGUUCGACGACAGAUGAGGGCAAAGAUGUCAAAGAACUGAUCGAGAACGAGCAAAACUUUCCGCUAACACUAAAGUUCAGUCGACCGAAAAUGACGACCAACGAAAAGAUUUUCUUAGCCAGUAUGUUCUACCCGCUGUUCGCCAUUGCCAGUCAACUGAGUCCGGUGCCGAAGAGCUCGGGUAUCGAGGUGUUGGAGGCGGAUACAUUUAAGUUGCAUUGUUUUCAAACGCUAACGGGUGUUAAAUUCAUGACAGUGGCAGAGACAACACAAACGGGUAUGGAUGUAUUUCUGCGAAAGAUCUACGAGCUGUACGCGGAUUAUGUGCUGAAAAAUCCGUUUUAUUCGCUGGAAAUGCCGAUCAGAUGCGAACUGUUCGAUGCCAAUCUGCAGGGGCUACUGGAACAGAUCGAAAAGACGGGCAUCACGAAUAUAUGAAACAGGUUUGAGGUCAACUGUAAAUUAAUUUUAUUCUAAAAUAAUAAAAAAUAAAAAUUUGUCUUUAUAAUCAACG
Molecule: messenger RNA, 836 nt
Organism: Bradysia coprophila
Lineage: Eukaryota; Metazoa; Arthropoda; Insecta; Diptera; Sciaridae
Gene: Trs23
Product: trafficking protein particle complex subunit 4-like protein Trs23
Biological process (GO): endoplasmic reticulum to Golgi vesicle-mediated transport
Cellular component (GO): TRAPP complex
Source: RefSeq, a predicted model, not a curated record